This is a messenger RNA of Malus domestica (apple), 4151 nucleotides long. NCBI's taxonomy places the organism in Eukaryota, Viridiplantae, Streptophyta, Magnoliopsida, Rosales, Rosaceae. The record is from RefSeq and is a predicted model, not a curated record.
CCAAAAGACAAUCCCUCAACAUUCUUCUGAUUCUCCACCACCCGAAAUAUCUCUCUGUCGCCGGAAACACCCGAAACACUGACCAUUGUGAUCGAGAAAUGGCGGAUCCCGAACUGAGCAGCCUCUGGGAUGUUGUGAUAAUGCAGACCAAGGAGGCUCAAGAAAAGGGUAGUGAUCCUCUUCUUUGGUCGAUUGAAGUCUCGUCGAAUUUGGCCUCUGCCGGGGUGUCCCUGCCAUCUAUAGAGCUCGCCGACGUUUUGGUUUCGCAUAUUUGUUGGGAAAACAACGUGCCGAUUAUGUGGAAGUUUCUUGAGAAGGCCUUGGUUUUCAACAUGGUGCCCUCCAUGCUUGUUCUUGCUUUGCUUUCUUCCAGGGUUAUUCCGAAUCGACGUGUCCAGCCAAUAGCAUAUAGGCUUUACAUGGAGCUCCUCAAGAGACAUGCUUUUUCACUGAAAUCUCAAAUUAAAGGGCCUAGUUAUCAACAGGUUAUGAUAUCAAUAGAUACUAUUCUUAAUUUGUCCCAGACAUUUGGGUUGCAAACAACCGAAGCUGGGACUACUGUGGUUGCGUUCAUCUUCUCAACCGUGUGGCAGUUGCUCGAUUCAUCGUUAGACGAUGAGGGGUUACUGGAACUUGCUCCGGAAAAGAAGUCCAUAUGGCCAACUAAACCCCAAGACAUGGACAUAGACGGUCUCGAAAAUCAUCAUGAGGAGCGGAAUGAACAAUAUGAGAGAUUGCAGAGUCGUAACACUGUGAUGGCCAUUGAGUUAAUCGCGGAGUUUCUGCAAAAUCUAUUGACUUCCAAGAUUCUUAACUUGGCGAAACGAAACAUGCUUCAACACUGGGAAGCUUUUGUUAAGCGAUUGCAAGUGCUUGCCGAAAAAUCAUCGGCGUUGAAAAAUACCAAACUUACUAGUCCUGAGGAACUUCUGAAGUUGGCUUCAAACAUUUGCAUGAGCUCGCAAAAAUCCAAAUUGCGCUCGGUGCAUAAGUGCCAUUCGAUUAUGGAUUCUUCGGAUGGAAUAUGCCAUGGAACCGGUCGCUCAACCAUAUGGCUUCCCCUUGAUCUGGUGCUAGAAGAUGCCCUGAAUGCUACACAGAUCAAUGCCACAAGUUCCAUUGAGGUUAUCACCGGUUUGAUGAAGGUCCUUCAAGCCAUCAACUGUGCAACUUGGCAUGACACCUUCUUAGGCCUAUGGAUUGCAGCACUUCGUCUAGUCCAAAGGGAAAGGGAGCCUCUUGAGUCCCCUUUUCCUCACUUAGAGUCCCGCUUAUGCAUGUUGCUCUCUAUCACCACUCUUGUGGUUGCUGGCCUUAUCGAAGAAGAUGAAAGCGCGAAAGUGGACACGACAGAAUACAGCUUUGCCAAUCACUCGAGACGACAAAAGGUGACAGGGAAGUCGCGCGAUGAUUUAGUUUCCAGCUUACAAAUGCUGGGAAAUUUCAUAGGACUGCUGGCUCCCCCUCGUUCAGUUGUUUCUGCAGCAAACAGGGCUGCUGCGAAAGCAAUGUUCUUCAUCUCAGGGACGAGGGUUGAAAGUGCACACUUGGAUUGCAUCAGCACGAACGACAGCUCAACGGAUUGCUCAGGAAACAUGCGACAUCUGAUAGUUGAGGCUUGCAUAGCAAGAAAUCUAAUAGACACGUCGGCAUAUUUCUGGCCGGGCUAUGUGAAAGGAGGCAUCAAUGGAAUGCCUUCUAAUAUACCUGCUGAUAAAGUUCCUGGGUGGUCCUCAUUGAUGCAGGGGGCAGAACUUACUCCAUUGUUGACAAAGGAAUUGAUUUCAAUUCCUGCACCAAGUGACACCAUCAAUUUUAAUAUGAUCACUCAUGUUAAUGUUGAUCUUCAGAUUAUAAGUUCAAAUCUCGUGUACAACACUCAUGGUUUUGGUGGAAGUUUAACAGAACUGGAGAAAAUAUAUGAGAUAGCCAUCAACGGAUCAGAUUCUGAGAAAAUAUCAGCAGUUACCGUUCUUUGUGGGGCCUCCCUGAAUCAGGGUUGGAAUAUACAAGAACACACUGCCCAUUUUAUUAUCAGGCUGUUGUCUCCUCCAUGUCCUGCAAAUUAUUCCGGCAGCGGCAGCGGCAGCCAUCUGAUCGGUUAUGCUCCGUUUCUGAAUGCCCUUGUUGUGGGGAUAUCGUCCAUCGACUGCAUCAAGAUUUUCUCACUCCUUGGCAUGGUUCCACAACUAGCAUGCUCAGUGAUGGCGAUCUGUGAGACUUUCGGGUCAUGUGUACCUAAUGAAACUUGGAGUAGCACACCAGGGACAGAAACCUCUGCUCAUGCUGUAUUUUCUAAUGGAUUCACUCUUAUUUUGAAACUGUGGAGGUUUAAUCAUUGCUUUUCCGACCAACUAGGAUACGUUCCAACUGUUCAAUCCAACCUUACUCCCGAAUACUUUCUGUUAGUACGAAACUCCCACCUAGUAUCCUCUGAAAAGGUCCGCCAGGAUCCUGAGAAAAGGAGACUUGCAGCAGUUUCAAGCUCAUCAUCUGCACAGCCCAUCUUCAUUGAUUCAUUCCCGAAAUUAAAAGCCUGGUACAUGCAGCAUAAUGCUUGCAUAGCUUCCACCCCCCCUGGACUCACCCAUGGAAACCCCAUUCAUCGCCAUGUUGAUGAGCUUUUAAACAUGAUGUUCAAAGACAAAGAACAAGGAAGAGAUUCUAAUGCUUCUGUUAGUGGUAGUCCGUCUAAAGAAGCAGACGAAGAUACUUAUUUAAGAAACUCUGCAGCUUGGGAUAUUCUUGCAGCUGUUCCGUUUGUAGCCGAUGCUGCUUUAACAGCUUGUAACCAUGGGAGACUCACUCCCCGAAAACUGGCAACGGGGCUUAAAGUCUUGGUUGAUUUUCUUCCUGCAUCUUUGGGAACCAUUGUGAGCUACUUAUCAGCUGAAAUACGAAGGGGUGUUUGGAAACCAGCUUAUAUGAACGGAACAGAUUGGCCCUGUCCUGAUGCAAAUCUGCCAAAUAUUGUGGAGAAGAUCAAAAUAAUUGUAGCUGCCACUUCUGUUGACGUCCCAAGCACUGCUCAUUCAGAAGGAAACUGUCAAGCUACAUUACCGUUGCCCCUGGCUGCCUUAGUAAGCCUUACUAUAACGUAUAAAACUGACAGAGAUUCAAAACGAUACCUCGAUUUAUGCACCGUGGCCAUGGCCUCCAUUGCAGCUGGUUGCCCCUGGCCCUGCAUGCCGAUUGUUUUUUCACUCUGGACCCAGAAAGCAAAGCGUUGGGGCAACCACUUUGUCUUCUCUGCAUCUCGUGCUGUCUUCCUCCAACACCCCAAUGCUCUGAUCCAGGUUCUUAAGAGCUGCUUCACUGCGACACUUGGCCUGCAGUCCUCUCCUCUCUCAUACAAUGGAGGUAUUGGAGCUCUUCUUGCCCAUGGAAUUGGAUCUCACAUCCAUGGAAGGGUUUCUCCUGUUGCCCCUGGGAUCCUCUAUCUACAUGUUUAUCCAUAUUUAUCGGACAUUGUCUUCUUGAAUAAAGAGAUUGUUUCCCUCAUGAUGUAUUCCGUGAGUGAGAUAACAGGAGGACAGGUUCCUACCGAGAGAUGCAAGAGACUGAAGGCAGCAAAGAAUGCAAUGAUAAAAGGACAAUAUCACAUGGCUUCAAACCUCACUCGGGGUAAACUUAUGGCUUCACUUGCGGCUUCUUUAGUAUGGUUAUCAGGAGGCUUAGAUCUGGUUCAGUCAUUGUUUAAAGAAUUUCUGCCUUCAUGGUUUGUAUCUAUCCACAGUUUCAGACAAGAUGGAGAAUCAAACGGAGAUGCAUGGUUAAGGGGUUAUGUGCUUGCUUACUUUGCAUCGCUGUGUGGAGGCUUUGUAUGGGGUAUUGACUCAUCAUCCUGGGGAUCCAAGCGGCGUCCAAAGAUUCUUGGAACCCACAUGGAAUUUCUUGCAAGUGCACUAGAUGGUCAGAUAUCUCUUGGCUGUGACCAGAUCACCUGGCGCGCGUAUGUCUUGGGAUUCAUGAGCCUCAUGGUGGUUUGCAUGCCGACUUGGAUGCUGGACGUUGACGUAGAUGCCUUGAAGAGAAUCAGUAAGCGGCUGAGACAGUGGAAUGAGGAGGAGCUUGCUCUAGAUUUGCUGGGGAUUGGCGGUGUUGAUUUCAUGGGUGCAGCUGCAGAAAUGAUAAUUGAAAGCGAGCCGUAA